Hibiscus syriacus is the source of this 1762-nucleotide messenger RNA. RefSeq names its product F-box protein At2g39490-like. The transcript is spliced from 4 exons. Bases 166 to 1629 code for a protein of 487 amino acids. Gene Ontology annotation, molecular function: protein binding. The record is from RefSeq and is a predicted model, not a curated record. NCBI's taxonomy places the organism in Eukaryota, Viridiplantae, Streptophyta, Magnoliopsida, Malvales, Malvaceae.
ACCCAUAUAUCAUAUAUGCUUUAACAGGCAACAACAUCUGCAGCUGAAUUCAAGCCAAACCCCAUAUGUGUAAUUCAAAAUGCUUUAAUUUUAGAAACCAGGGGAAAGAAGAGGAAGAUCAAGAAGAAUCCAAGGCAAAAACAGGGCACUCCCAGAAAUGCUGCAAUGGAACAACUGAACAUCGAGGCUAAAGAUGUCAUCAGUUGUUUCCCUGACGACAUCCUUUUCCAUAUCAUUAGCUUCCUCCCUUUUGAAUCUGCUGUCCACACCACUUUCCUCUCGAGACGAUGGAAAGGCCUGUGGAGAAAGAUUCUGGUACUUGAAAGAGACAUGGAAGGCGCUGUUGUUACUGCAUUCAAUCUUCUUUAUGAUUUCGAUGAACACAAUCGACCAAAAAACAACUGGGGAUUGCAAUUCAACCUUGGCCAAGGUGCACUUCUCUUCGUUUCCAUCACACCUGAUAGAACACUCCAUCUUGAUUUCUCAGCCGGUGAACGAGAAUUCCCAGCUUCUUUUGAUUGGUAUUUGCCGUUGAGUCUUCCAUGGCGUUGCGAGUGGUCACCGCCCUAUAACCAAGACGACAAGAUAAUGGAGUUAAACCCCCCAUUGUCUUUUGCUCAACAGUUCAGAAUAAAAACCCUUUAUCUAAUAUCGGUCAGCCAGCUCUCAAGCAAAGCGCUCACUUGCUUGGCGUCCAAUCUUCCCUUUCUCGAGAGCUUGAUAAUCGAAAGGUGUAAAGGAGUUCAAUCUUUAGUUGUAGAAGAUGCUGGCGUUCUUCAAAAGCUAAUUGUCCUGGACUGUCCCCAAUUACAAUCUCUGAGUUUUCAGGGUCCCCGUUUACGGUGUUUCCGGUACAGAGGUGAGUUAGUGUCCUUUCGGUUCAAAGCAUGCUGCAGAUGCUAUUACGCCGACGUAUAUUCGACGUGUGACUGUGGAUUAUACCUGGAAGAUGCCAUGGUUGAUCUCAGACAAGGUCCUCUAACUAAAUGGACUUGGGACUUCGAACCAACCGUUGGUCCUCAUCGCGGUUCACACGGAAACGACCGUUGCAACUGCAACAGCAAGCAUAGAUGCUUCGAAUCGAUUUUGAGUAGCAUAAAUGGUGUUAAGUCUAUAACACUAUGCAGGUGGUUCUUUGAGCAAACGAUGUGCAAGAGUUUAUUUAGUUCAAGUGGGGGCCCUGAAUUGUAUUUCAGCCGACUAAAAGAGCUGUGGUGGAUUGAUUGUUCAAUGGCCAGACACAAUAUCAAUGCUUUGCUUUGCUUUCUGAAGCUUUGUCCCAAUUUGGAAAGACUUUAUGUCACUAUUGAUCCUAAAUGCUAUGAGCUGAGUAGCAGUAGCAGUGAAAAAAUGGCAGCCAUAGUCAGUUGUCCUGCAAAUCUCAAAAGUCUUAAGGUAGUGAAACUAGAAGGAUUUGCAGAUGAAGAGAUGGAGAAUUUAUUGUCAAGGCAAUUGAUAGCACUAUUCGGAGAGAAUAAUCCAAUAAUCAUAUCCAAAGCAGAUGGGAAAUGUUUGAAGCAUCUGGUAAAAGUAGCCAAGUUGGAGAAGAAAGGCAAGUAUCCGUACAAGUUCAGAAUGGUUGAAAAUGUUGAUGAAAGCUUCCCACAUCAUCUUCAUAUGAACCUUUAAUUCAAACAAUUUAUAUAUCAUUCAAGUUUUCCCCUGGGAAAACUGUCAUGCUAGGGGUACCUCCUUCCACUGGUAAUUUCUUAAAUGAUAUGGGGAUGUGCUAAUCAAUACUAUUCUUCUAUUUUUAAAUAUU